UUUGAUAUGAUUCCGGAAACAUAGAUUUUUCUCUCCUACCCCAGUAAAGUUACCUAGACUGGAAGAGGCAGAAAAAAAUGGAGAUGGACGAUGAUUCUAGAAGCAUGUUUGCGUUUGAUGGCAAUUCAAACGCCAGUUUAACCAAUUUAUUGUUACCCGUGUACCAACAAGACAAGAUUACCAAUAUUCAGGACUAUCUUGAUGUGAGUAUCGACUUGAACAAUUGUUUCGACGAUGACCUACACGCUUCAGAGAAAAGCGUAACUUCCCCACAGAACUUGCCAGCACACACCGAUAGUACCGAUCAAGACAUUGAAAAUGAAGGGUACAUCCACCACACCAUUUCCGCCAAUGAAAUUUGCAUGCAAAUCAAUCCAGGUUCUUCAAACUGUAUGCCCAGUCAACCCAGUCAUGCAACACUGACCAUUGAAUCCAUCAAUUCAGAAACAGACGAAAGGACCAAGACACGGUUUCGAUGCAGGUUUGAAGGAUGCAAACGAACAUACAGCUCUGCUGGAAACUUGAAAGCACACACCAAAAGUCAUACAGGGGAGUAUACAUUUAAAUGUACUGAAGAAGAAUGUGGAAAGGCAUUUCUCAACUCCCACAGCCUAAAGAUUCAUGUCAGAGUACACACCAAAGAUCGUCCCUAUGGCUGUGACAUGGGAGGAUGUGACAAGAACUUCAACACACUCUACCGUUUGAAAGCUCAUCAGAGGGUACACAAUGGCACCACCUUUAAAUGUGAACAAUCUGGAUGUGUGAAAUUCUUCACCACCCUCAGUGACCUACGGAAACACGAACGUGUCCAUUCGGGAGACCGGCCAUUCAAAUGCGAGCACGAAGAUUGCAACAAGUCAUUUCGCAAUAGCCAUCAUCUGAAAUCGCACAUGUUAUCUCAUACGGGUGAACGACCCUACACAUGCAGUGAUUCUGCAUGUGGACGAACCUUCGCCAAGCGUAAUUCGUGGAAGUUGCAUCUAUUGAAGCAUGAAAAAUUGGCCACCCAAAAUGGCGAUAUGAAUUCAUGUGACGAAACAAUUGGCCGUCAAGUGCUCAACUCUGUUAAUCCUGAUGAGAUACGGCUGACGACUGUUCCUUCUCUUGAUGGAGUUCAAGCCUAUGCCGUAAUUCCGCUGAGUGCUGAAAGUGUCAACCGGAUGACCCAGCGUAGUGGAAUGAGUCUUGAACAGCUCCUGACGGAUCGCAAUUUGGCAUUACAACCGUCGGAUACCAUCGACCCGUUGGCCGACUGUCCGUCUUCUUUAGAUAUUGAAGAUAAUUCGCAAUCAAUGCAAGGGAAAGCUACUGAUGAUGAAUCAGCGGAGAUAAAUGACGUGGACCAAUCGGAAACGAUAUCGGCAGCCUUCACCGGGGCUCUUCCCGACCACGGGAACCAACACAAUUCUCAAAUGGACCAAUCAGAGGAGUUGAUGGACGAGGAGGAUCGAGAUCGAUUGCUAAAGGAUGUGGCCGCUGCUGUAGACAUUUGUCGUUGCAAUCCGUGCCGCUGUGAUCCUUUGCUCAACGAUUGCUCAGUUUCUUGCAACCCAGUAGUCGAUUCGUUGACAGAAGAUUCCAAUCAACCGAGAGCAACCGCCGGAAAAGGUUGCGGCUGUGGAUGUGGCAAAAAGUCUACGACGACAAACGAACCGAUGGCCAGCAAAUCAGCGAGUCGAAUGACGGGAUGCGGCUGCAAUUGUGAAGGUAGUGCACCCCCGGCAAGUCAUGGAGACGUAAACUCUGUCCAGCAUUUGGCAUCCAUGCCUUCUUGUCAUCCGCCGGAAGCAUUGCCUUGCUCCCAGUCAACAGAUCCGGAUCCUUGCUGCAUCGUCGUCUGCCUCAAACAUCUCAAACGGCAAUAUCUAAUGGAUCGACCCAAAUGCUGUGCUUAAUCCUCAAUAUUUGUUGGCUGUGUAAACCUGGUAAUUUAAGAAAAAUCAAGUCAUGCUUUUUUAUUAAUAAAAUUAUCUGUUGCUAUCCUCACAAUUUUCCUCCCCUUGUUAACACAUUCAUUUCUGUUUGGUGUCGGGUCCUCUUUUAUUUUGUAAUCGAUGUUACUUCCCUUACGAUCACUACAUGAUGUUUCCAAAUUGGCACCGACUUUUGAUUUCUCUUUUCAGACCAGGUGUAUGUGUGUUAGAUUGUGUAUUGUCUCUUUCUCUCUUACAGAACAGUUGCGUGUAAUAGCAUACCCUUAAUGCAAAAUUAACUGUCAUUGAUUGGAGGAGGAGCUACAUAAACGGUAUUAAAACACAA
Molecule: messenger RNA, 2259 nt
Organism: Daphnia pulicaria
Lineage: Eukaryota; Metazoa; Arthropoda; Branchiopoda; Diplostraca; Daphniidae
Gene: MTF-1
Product: protein suppressor of hairy wing-like
Exons: 6
Coding region: 78-1895 (605 amino acids)
Biological process (GO): regulation of transcription by RNA polymerase II
Cellular component (GO): nucleus
Source: RefSeq, a predicted model, not a curated record